AUCCUCUGGUGCGCAAGGAAGUGAUGUCAUCACUGGUGACCAUCGUGUUGGACUGCGACAUGUGGCUUUGAUAAAGUUUAGGUGAGUUAUAUUGUUUUGUACACAAAUAGGGUUAAUGGGAAAGGAAAGGUCAUGUGGCUACAUACGAUUUAGAGAGAAUGUUUGGUGGCACAUUUUUAUUUAUUUAUUUAAAUACAGGAUUCCGGUUACAGCUAUGAAUACAAGAGAGACAACAAAAAAAGAUAAUUAUUGUGGCAUGGGCAUAAAUCAUUUGGUAAGCAAUAUGCUAUGUUUAAAUAAUUGAGAGAUUAUGUAGUUACAGGAGUAAGAACAUUGGUUUACUUUAUAGAAUGUCUUUAACAUUUUCUAAUGGAAUAAAUAUAUAAACAUAUUUUCAGCAAGAGCCUUUUCUAUCAACAUUUCCUCUGAAAAUUUCCCCAUAAUCCCUCUGAAGGUACACUGAAACUAGGACUAGGCUAAACAUUUUUUUUUUAAAUUCGUACCUGGUUUUCCCACAUAUCUUAAAGGGAUACUAUAGGUACCCAGACCACUUAAGCUGAAGUGUUCUGGGUGCAGUCUCCCUUUAGUCCUUCAAUUUAAAUCAUUGAAGUUUUUGAGAAACUGCAAUGACAACAUUGCAGGACUAAGACUGAGGACGCGAGAUACAGGAGACCAGAGGAAACUAUAGUGUAAGGAAUACAGAUUUGUAUCCCUUACAUUAUAGAAUCCCUUUACCAAGCUGUACAUUUACUUACAUCGUUUCCUGUCUGGUGUUUGUACACCUGUGACUUAUGUUUUGCAUUUUGUUCUCUUCCUGUUUUUGCAGGGACACAUCUUAUAACCACUCUGCAGGAUGUCUGAAGGAGAUGCAAGGAAUGAUUCUGCUCAUGGGACACCUCGUACCCCUAUAGGUGGAGGACGGGGAUUGGUUGGACGCAGGCCAUCUGCUUCCCUAACUCCUGGACGUCUUCCCUCUAUUCGCUCCCGCGAUCUUACGCUUGGAGGUGUCCGGAAAGUGAGUUUUAAAUUUUAAUAUCCAUUUCAUUGCAUGCUAAGGUUUGGGUAUCUAUGCCAAUAGUAGGAAGAUUUAAGUUACAGAAGCCUGAUGGAUAUACAGCAAAAUAUUCCAGCAAUGGUUCUGUAAUAUACUGUCAGGAUCAAAAGCUUCUAAAAAUGUUUCCUUUCAGUCUAAAAAUAAAGCUGAUAAAUCAGUGCCUGCAAAGGGAAGCAUUUUUUCUCCCCUCACACCUUCCUUGUAAAAUUGCUCUUUUAAAAAACAUAACUCACCUCCUUCCUUGUCACACACCCUCUCCCCCUCCCAUAGCAAGUUUAAAUUGCGUGCAGUCACUCAAUGAAAAGCCCGUGUUUGGACUGCAUGAGACAUGAAAGACAGUGCUGGAAGCUUUGCCCGGCACUGGAUUCCAGGUAAAUGUCUUUUGUUUUACAGGUUCUACUACAAAGGGGGAAGACGUAAUUAGUAGUACUCAGUAAGUGUUCUUACAUAGAAAUGGUCCCAUCUCCAAAGUAACUCUUUAAUAAUGCAGCGACUUCCGUGGGCGUACAGGAAAUAAAUUUAGGAGAUACGAUCCUGAUGUGUCCUUCAGGUACCAUUUUAAGUUCUCCAAGUUGGAGUAGCUGCUAGUAAGUUGUGAGCUGAUCUCAGAUAGCUCUAGUGUGCUAAAUGGGAGCUUGUCUGUAAAGUAACACAGAAUUCAGGAUGUUAAUGACCUAUUUUUGUAUCUUCUCUUUUUCUUUUCCAGAAAACAUUUGCUCCCAAUAUUAUAAGCAGAAAAAUAAAGGAAGAGUAAGAAUUUUGCUGCUCACUUUCUGUUGCUGUGUCUGUUUUGAUUGUCUGUAUACCUCCUGUCACCUAUUCCAUCCCUCUGUUGAUGUAUUGUUUGAUUGUCACCAUGUUUCCUUUGUUUUGUUUACACGUGUCUAAAUUACUAUAUAUUUUGUUUCAUCCUUAACUUACAUUAGAUAUCAAGUUGCAUCCCACUCCAACCUUUCUUAUUUUUUUUCUGUCCCCAGACAGAAAGAAGAGGUGGCUGUAAAGGUAGAACGGACAGAGCGAGGGAGGGAUCGUCGUGGAGAUGGACCAGGAAGAGGACGCGGGAGACCUCAAGUUAUACAGAGCCAUUCGAUCUUUGAACAGGGGCCAGCAGAACAGCUCAAGAAGAAAAGUAAGAAUUAGCAUAAUUUCAUUGUGUAAUAAUUUGUUACACUUGGGCUUGAAUAAGCAUUAUAAGGCACACAUUUAUUUUGUGUAUUAAAUUUUAGGCUAAAAUAGUUAAAUUAGACAAAUGGACGUAGUUACAUUUUCACAACUAUAGGUUCCCUUUUGUCCGAUCCCCUUCGCUGCUGCGGGCACAAUGUUUUACAUUGCAGGGUUAAAAUGUCAGGAACAAUGCUCUCAGAACACUUCCUUGAGAUGCAGGGGUCUGAGUGAUCUUUUUACACUAAUGUUGGCAAUUCUUAGGUUAAUUUCUGAGCAUUUUAAGGAAUAACCUUGUGUAUGCUUAAAGUGUUGUUUAAUGAUACCUGCAGCUUACAUUUAACCAUGUCGUGAUUUUUACCUAGCUGGAUGGGAUGGCCCCUCGGAAUCUGCUGACCUUGGUCCAUCUCACAUUAUAAACAUAAAACGAGAAAAACGAGAAACAGAAGAGGAAACAAAGCAGAUCCUGCGCAUGCUGGAGAAUGACAAGGUAUAUCACAAAGAUCCUUUUUCAUUUUGUGCUUGCCUUUUUUAUUCUCUCCCUUAAUUCUGGUUGAUUUGUUUUUUCUUUCUUAUUUAAGUUCCUCGAUGACCCUGGGCUAAAGAAUGACUCUCAGAAUCAGCCUGUGCAGCUUCCACUAGCACACUCUGGGUGGCUGUUUAGAGAAGAUGAUGAUGAUGAUGAUGAAGAAGAGGAGGAAAAAAAGCCUCUGCCUGGGAUUCUCAAGGAGGAACAGAUGGAGGUGGAUCCUGGAAAGGUCAAAGGUUAGCAACCUUAAAAUUUGUUGUAUCUGCCCAGAGAUUCUGAUGCCACAAUGUUGACUAAAUUAUUACUGAACAUUUUCUGUGUAUUGGAUAAAUUUAGAAUAUAUGAAAUUAUAGUAAUUCAUAGUCUGUAUUAAUAGUGGAAGGUAUUCUAAGAAAUACUUCUGGAUUGUCAUAGAAUAUGCUUGUUUGCCCCAGUCAAGGAAGAGCCAAUGGAAGAUGAAGAUGCAGGGUGGAAGCCAAGUCUUCCCCCUUGUAAAGCUCCAGUGGUAAAGAAGCCUCCAGAGAGGAAAGAUGUGCCCCUUCCUGACUUACUGGAAUCCCUGAAGGUUUCAGGAGAGGAGAGUCUCUUCUUCCUUCAACUUCCUGACACUCUUCCAGGGCAGCGGCUCACUCAGGAGGCACGGCCAAUAAAGACUGAAGUAAAGAGUGAGGAUGGUCACCAGCUAUUGGUUAAGGACAAAGGCCAGGUAUGUUGCAUUACUUUUGUAAUUAGCAUAGUGAAACAUCUGUGUUACUCUAGGUUACAAAUCCGUCUUAUACCUUUCACGUUUGUUCUGGUAGAGGGGGAUUGUAUUAUACUGCUGUUGUUACUGUUGCCUUAUAUUUGAGAAGCUCAUAUGAUAAAAAUUUUAGUCAAUAUAUGGUUAGAAGGGGGGGCGGGGCCUAGCAUCCAAACGGAACGGUUGUGCCGCACUUCGGCUCCUGCUCACAACGACACAAAUUGGGGAAUUAACCCCCCAAAAACGGCACAAGAGCAUGCAGGAGAGGAGCCAUUAAGUAGGGAACACCCGGGUGAACCCUUGGGUGCCAAACUCAAACGUGUAACCCACCGAGACCCUGCAUUACCACCCGAGGCCUACCAGAGAUCGGGCAGUGGAGAGACGGCCGCUCACCACGCUGCAGACCUGAGUAUGGACCUCCAGGGGUUCCCAACUCCUACCCCCCCCCCCUUUGGACCGAUGGGGGUCAUCUCGGUCCAUCAUGGGCAACCAGAGAGACAGACGCCGCCUGAAACCGCAGAUCACAGAAAAGCAACAGAAGGGCUACCAAGCACAUGGCCUGCAUAAGAUGGCGGCGACAAGUAUGAGAAACCACACACAAGGGACAGAGAACUGCAGCGACACUCAGCAGCGCCUGGAUGCAGCCUUUGACCAAUUCUGGACAAAGCUAUUAGACCUGAUGCAAAUGCCUCAGGUAAAACCGCAAGCACCGCCACCCCAGGGCAUGCGGAACCAAGGGCAUGGGGAGCAGAAAGACACACCUUUGAAAUACACGAGAACGAAAGGGCGGCAUGUAGGUGAGCCACAACACGCACCACCUGAUGCCAUACACCCCAAGCAAUACUCAGCCUCACUGAGAACCCACACCCAUAAGCGCCCCAGACAAACUUCCCUGGUCCCCCACCCGCACAAAAGCAAUGGAUGCCCGACCGCACAAAAACAAGCUCCCUAUCCAGGUGCCUGGAGAGCAUGGCGCCUACGCAAAUCCGCCUACUCAGCUCACCAUGACCUCACCACAACCCGACCGGGCAGAGACCGACCCCUUGCGACUAACUCGCCAUGGAGGAAGAAACACGCACCACAGAGCCAACCACAGGCACCGAAAGGACCCAGGGGCUCAGACCCGAGCCGGAGAUUAAAAUACCUGACGCCGGUGCAUCGAUGCAGAGAACUCCGGGUCUGGCAGCACACACGCUCUCUUAAAGGAGCACUCUCGGCCUGGAGCGGCGGCCUGCCAGCCGUGGGCAUCGGCUGACCAACUUACAAUACAGACUGGCAGGGACUCACUAUGGCUCAACAGUCAGUCAACCUGUAAAACUAGCUAAAAAGGAGUCAAUAUAAUCUAAGGGCCUGAGUCUCUUAGGCUAGAUAUGUAUGCAUUGUUUCAUUCAGUAAAGGAACCAGCCUAGAACUUAGAUAUGUUUAAGUCAUGUUAAAGUUUGCAUGUUUCAACUGGUCAGUGGUACACUUAAGCAUCUCAGCAUGUUAUUCAAAGCUGCUAACAGCUUGACAUAUGCCCUCUCUGACCAACCCCUGAUGUUAUCCUUUGUGAGACAGCGAUAGUGCAGUUUCAUUGGCGGAGUUUAAGCUGUAUGUGUUCAUCAGUAUGCAUAACACGUAGGCCAAUGUAAACAACGUUAGGCAUUGAUUAAUCUAUUUUAUCUUCUUCUAGUUAAUCAUAUUUUGACCUACAAGAUCGGAGCUUCAAAUCAAAAAACAUAACCAUUUAGUUCAGCACGAUAUAAAAUAUAAAAAUGUGCAAAUUACUAUGCCACUACCAAACUACUGUCAAUCUUGAAAUACGUUGUUGUGGCGUUCGUUGAUAUCCUGUAAUCACCUGCACAACCAAAAUAAAGAAUUAAAAAAAAAAAAAUAUAUAUAUAUAUAUAUAUAUAUAUAUAUAUAUAUAUAUAUAUAUAUAUAUAUAUAUAUAUAUAUAUAUAUAUAUAUAUAUAUAUAUAUAUAUAUAUAUAUAUAUAGUUAGAAGCAUGGAUAUGUUGUUUAUUGAAAUAAGUCACAGGUCUAUUUUUUUUUUUUUUUUAUUGGAAACAAACUGAUUCACUAGGUGGCUUAAAUAACUGCACCACUUCUGAAUUCAGAGCUCGGACAGGAGUGUCAGAAAAUAAUCUAGAAAAAAAAUUAAAUGAUAUGAAGUCGACAUCACAAGAAAAACGUUAAAAAAAAUAUUUAUCUUGACUUGAUUGAAGAUCUUGUUUCUUUAGAUACAAAGAUAAAAUAUCCUCAUUCACAGCUGAACAAAAAGUGAAGUCUAGAAUGCUGAAAUUAACUGGAUAUUGGUUAAAAGCAUUUGCAUUUUUACACUUAUCUCAAAACCAAACAGUAAAAGAGGCAAAGUGAGUACAAAAGCUAUUGAAGCUUUUCUCUGACUGAAAGUUAGCUCAGAGAUAACCCCGUCAGUAUAGGCUUUAUUAGAAAUGGCCAAAGUAUGUGGGGAUCUCAAAUGGUUAACUUAUGAUCCAAUUAACAAAAAACAGAGAGAAAUUUUAAUUUCUGUUGCAAAGAUUCACUCCAGUAUCUAAAUGUUAGUGGAGGCUAGCUAAUAAAGGUGAUAGGUAAUUAAUAUUUAACCACUUAGCUAUAUUAGCAGUUUUUCCUCAAAUAGUUAAUACUAUUAUACUGAGAGUAUAUAUAUUUUUAUUGAUCACAUGGCCUAAUUUACCGGGGGAACAGCAGAGCGCCAGUCGGGGAACGUCUGCGAUCGAGUGAGUAAGUAAUAAGGACAGCGGGACGUUCUAUGCCGCCCGCCGGCGUUGAGAGCCACCCUAAAAGGACGUCAUAGAACGCCCUUAGGGGGUUAAGGCCUAACUGCCGUGUCGCCCUUGUUUUAACCCUGCAGCUGAAAACAUUGCUGUCUGCAGAAUGGCAAUGUUUUCAUUGCAAAGUUUAAAUGCCUCUAGUGGCUAUCAUUUAGACACCCACUAGAAGCGUUUUUAAUGAAAUAGCAGAGUAAAACUCUAUUUCUAUAUGAUGGUCUCAGAGACAUUAAAUGCACUGACAGGCUUUUUGAAAGCAUUACAGAAAAUGUAUUCAUACUUACCGUAAUUUUCUUUUCUUGGCUAUUAUUCAUGGCAGCAUUUAACAUAUGAGUUUAGCUCCUCCCACAACCCCCAGGACAGGAAACACAAACAAUUAAGCAUACCUUCCCCUGGUAUAAUAGGGACACCAGUAGCUUCCACUCCUCAGUCAAGUAACAAGAAAACCAAGAGAGGGUGGGAAAACCAAAUGCUGCCAUGAAUAAUAGCCAGGAAAGAAAAUUACGUUAAGUAUGAUUACAUUUUCCGUAUUCAUGGCUAAUCAUGGCAGCAUUUAACAUAUGGGAUUCCCCAAGCAAUAAUAACACAGGGAGGGUGAAACAUGCUACAAAAAAAUAUUUUAAUACAUCAUAUUUGAGGAUUAUAGGAGUUCAGAACAGACAGGCUGAACUCAUAAUCCGAGCGAGAAGACACAUCAACCUUGUAGUGUUUCACAAAGGUAUUUAGUGAUGACCGAUAGGCAGCAUUACAGAUGCUCUCUGGAGGAACUCCCGACUCUGCAGCCCAUGACAUAGCAAUGGACCUUGUAGAAUGCGCCCUGAUGUCUUUGGGAAUAGGUACAUCUUUUGCCUUAUAUGCCUUAGAAAUAGCUGAAAUCGUCCAGGAACAGAGAGUGGAAACUGCAGCAGCUUCACAUUUGCGAGAACCCCAUGGGAUCACAAACCGUUAAGAAGAUCGUCUCCAAUCAGCUAAACGCUCAUUAUACGUAGAUAAACACCUCCUAAGGUCUAGCUUGUAACACCUUAGUUCUUCAGGAGUAGAAGGAUUCUGAAAAUAGGCAGGCAGGACAAUUUCCUGAUUAAGGUGAAAGGAGGUAACUGUAGCAGAGCUCCAGUUACCUAGCUGGAACAGGGGAACGGAUAGGGGAACUAGCUCUCUGCGCUCCCAGGGGCCGGACAGCACUCAGUCCUGGGAGCUCCCCGCUGCAUCUUCCACCAGCUAUGACAAGCUGGCCCAGGGAUUAACCCUUUCUCCCCCUCCUCCCCCCAGUAACUGGACAAGACCUAGUUCUGGUGGUUACAACACUGACAAUGCUUUAUUGAAACACACAGCUUUUAUGCAUAGCCCCAUGCAAGGAGUUUCCAACACAACUUUACUGGGUCAUCCCUCCCAUGAUCCUCUGUGUCUGAGAGAGUAUUCAGUCCUCUCUCAGGUACAUAAAAUCUACAGUUUCCAAACCCCCACACACCUUUUAAUAUUUCAAAAAAGGUUAAUUGAUUGCAUGGAAUGUCCUAGCUUACUAGAGUAGUUGAAGCUUAGACCACAGCAGAGUUUUUCUGCAGGGUGUGGGAAGUCACACAGCAGUGUCCUUGAAGUCUGAGCUCACAUCUGCCAUAUGUCUGGCUUGCCUCUAAGACAGGAAGUCAUUUGAUAUAGUAAUGAUCAAGCCUUCCAGUAACAGGAGACCCUUGAUUUAAUACCAUAUCCAAAAGAGACAUUUGCUUAACCCAAUUAUCCCCCAGGCACUAGAGUUACAGAUCAUAAAACAUAAACUAUUGAAUCUACAUCCCACACAUAUAAGAACCCUAAAAAUAAAUCAGGGAAAUCACACAAACUGAGUCUUUUUACAUGGUUUUUACAGGGCCCAUAUGUAGGCAUGGCACUUGGUGACGGCGUUAAGUCACAGUAACUACUCUGGUCUUGGACGCAGAGCAACCCUAUCAUCGAAGAAGGUAGUGUAAGGUUCUUCUGAUGAUAGUGCUCUGAUGUCAGACAUCCUUCUAGCUGAGACCAAUGCCUGUAACAACAGGGUCUUCUGAGAAAGGACCUGCAUAUGAAUUUCACCAAUAGGCUCAAAGGGAGGAUCCGUCAAAGCCUGUAGCACCAGAGGUAAACUCCAUGGAGCAGUGGAUUUUCUAAUAGGCGGUCUAAUUCGUAUUACAGAAGAAGUGAGCCACCAUAGGAUGCGUGGCCUAUCGAAUUCAAGAAAGUGCAGAAAUGGCUGAACAUUUAAGGGUGUUAAGCUUAAGACCCUUCUCCAAGCCUGCUUGUAGGAAACCCAGAACUUGAGAUAUGGUAGGAACACCUAAAUCCGGGGCCGUGGAGUUUCUCCAUAAAGCAAAAGCCUCCCAGAUCUCUUGAUAAGUAGAGGACGUAGAAAUUUUCCUGGAACAUAAAAGGGUUUAGACCACCUGAUCCGAUAAGCCUUGUUCAAUUAGGAAUUGCCUUUCAAUAGCCAUGCCUAGAGCCUGAAUUUGUGAGGUUCCCGAUACAACACAGGGUCUUGAGUCAGCAGAUCCUUGGAGACUUGCUAGUCUUUACAGAAGGGGAAACCAAGGUCGACGUGGCCAUAAGGGGAUUACUGCUAUCACCUUGCAACGUUCCCUGGAAAUCUUCCUCACAACAGUGUGAAUUAGAGGAAUGGGAGGAAAAAUGUAAGCCAGAUGAAAAGAUAAUUUGAUUUAUAGGGCAUUCUGACCUAUCACCUUCGCAUAGUAACUCCUUGACACAAAGCACGGAACCUGUGCGCUCUGAGCAGUCACCAUGAGAUCCACUUGGGGAAGUCCCCACCUCUGGACCAAUUGCUGGAAGACUGUCUUCGAAAGUUGCCAUUCUGUUGCCUCUAUCUGGUGUCUGCUGAGAAAGUCUGCUAAAACAUUCUCCUUUCCCAGAAGAUAGAUUGCACACAAGCCUUCUACAUGUAACUGGAUCCAGUUCAUGAUGGCAGUCACUUCUCUCAUUAGAGAUACACUCCUGGUCCCUCCUUGAUGAUUGAUAGAAGCAACAGCCGCCUUGUUAUCUACCCUCAAUUUGAUCCAGGAAUUCCAGAUAAGGUGUUGGAAGUGGAGUAGUGCCAGAAAUGUUGCUCUCAGUUCCCUUAUGUUUUAAGGCAGGUUCUGAGUCCUUGAAGGCCAUCUUGCUCGGAAGAAUAAUUUUCCCAGAUGUGCUCCCCAUCCGUACUGACUGGCAUCUGUUGUGAUGAACACACAAUCUAUUUCACUCAAAGGAAAACUCCUGGAAAUGUUUUUCCCAAGAUAGCCACCAAAUAAGCUUCUUUUUCAGAUGGAGAGGAAUGCGGAUCAACCUUUCCCAGUCACUCGAGCUGGUUCGGAAAUUCUUCAGGAAAAAGUGUUGAAGAGGACAAAGAUGCCAUUGCGCCCAUCUGACAAGGUCUCUUGUUGAGGAAAAAGUACCUAGAAGCAUCAUAAAUUCUCUCGCAGGUGCUGAAGUUUUUUGAUUUGAAGCUCCGAUCUUGUAGGACAAUUUUCCUGUCGUGUGCGAGAGAUACUAUCGCUGUGCUGGUAUUGAAGUUUGCUCCCAAGAAUACCAGUUCUCUUCUCGGAUGUAAUUGACUCUUCUCGUGGUUGAACCACCCGAACUGAGAGAAUGUCUCUAGGACUAGAUGUCGGUGCGGAAGCAUGGUCUUGAAGUCUGGUGCAACUACUAAGAUGUCGUUGAGGUAGUUAAAAACUGCAACAUCUUUCCUUCUGAGAAGAGCAAUAACGGUGACCAGAAUCUUCGAGAAUGUCCUUGAGGCUGUACUUAUCCCUAAGGGAGAAGCCUGAAACUUGAAGUGGUCUCUCUUGACACAAAGUCGGAGAAACUUCUGAUGUUUGGCAGUGAUGGGAACAUGGAAAUAUGCAUCCCUUAGAUCGACAGAUAUUAACCAAUUCCUGUGGUGAACCACUGGAAUGAUGGCACGGAUGGAUUCCAUGCGAAACCUUCUUACCUUUUAAGGAAAGGUUGAGCUGAUGGAGAUCCAGGAUAUGUCUCCAUUUCCUUCCUGGUUUCUUGACCAAAAACAGGGGAUAAUAUAACCCUUGGAACCUAUCUUGCACAGGUACAGGAAUAAUGACUUCAAGACCUCUUUUUUCUGUCUGUUGGUAGGAAGCCUUGUCCUGAGGAACCUUGGUGGAGGAGAAGAAUCCUCGAACUCCAGACAAUAACCUCCGGUGAUUUAUGGAUUUUACCCAUUCAUCUGGAAUAACUCCCCAAGCCCCCUGGAAGAACGAAAGACGUGCUCCUACAUCAGGUACUUGGUGUAAGCCACAUUCAGAAUUGCUUGUUGGGGCGAAAGGAAGAGGUCUGAGUCUUGUUUCUGGAAGACUUAGAGUUCUGACCGCUCUUCCAAUUGGAGUGUCGAGUAUAUUCUCUGCCGGUCUCUAUGUUUUGGUUUCUCUAUAACCACCUUGAAGCCUGUAAGGUCGAUGAUCCUGUUGCGGUCUCUUUGGUCGUCUGUCUUGCGGAAGCAUGACCUGUUUUACCUCAGCUGCUUUUGUAAUAGCCUCUUCCAGUGAUAAGCCAAAAAAUACCUCUCCCAAAAAUGGCAGGGUACGUAAAUUUGUUUUUGGAGUGGAGGUCUGCACCCCCAGGACCUUAACCACAGUGCCCUUCUGGCAAUAAUGGAGUGUGCCAUGACUUUUGAAAGGAUUCUUAUGAGAUCCGUGGAAGAUUCCAAUAGCAAGUCGCUGGCCAGCUUGAUAUCCCUUAAGGAUUCUGCCAUCUGACGUCUACUCACUCGCUUCUCCAUAUCUUCUUCCAAAUUAAGAAUCCAGGAACGCAACGCUCUGGAUAAAGCUGCAGCUGGAUGGCAUCCUAGACCUGCUGUCAUGAAGACUUUAGAAAGGUCUGCGUCUAUUAUUUUAUCCACGGGUUCCUUUAGUGAAGCAUUGCUGUCAAUAGGAAGCGUGGAUCUAUUAGCUAUCUUAAUAAUUGGAACAUCAAUCUUUGGGACAGCUGUCCACAUUCUUGAAUCUUCCACCUUUAUUGGGUACAAUUUGGAAAGUCUACCGUGACUGGUAAUCCCUUUUUCCCGGAUUAUUCCAUUCUGAGCAUAUCAGAUCCUUAAUAGAUAUUUUGGAUUUACUAGAAGAAGUCAAAGAAUGUUCAGCUUCUGACAGGCACUUUGGAGACUUACAUAAGAGAUCUUCUCUUGUGUAAGUCUCCAAAGUGCCUGUCAGAAGCUGAAAAUUCUUUGACUUCUUCUGGUAUGUCCAAAGUUCUCCUGACAGCCAUAAUCAAAUGCUCUAUAGCUUUUGAGUCUAAAGACCAUGGCUGUUCCAUGAACUCUUCCUCACUAGAUGAGGUGGGUUCAAAUUCCAGAGAGCCAGCGGUGUGUCUGAAGUCAUCGUCAGACUGGUCUGAAUCCCGGACAAAGCUCUUACAUCUGGGCCUUUUACCUUUGCUGAUUCUGAGGUCCCUUCUACCACUGCUUGCUUCAUCCAGUAAACUAUGUCUUGGGCUGAAGAGGUAGAAGCUUGAGGAGUUUUCUGAUGUUCCGACUCUCCUGCAAUUAUUGAUAAACAUUUACGGCAUAGCCUGCAGUUAUCCAAGGGUCUUGCACCACAUCCUGGGCAGGCCGCCGGUUUACCCCUUCUCCUAGAUGGAGAUCUCGGGCCAGACAGGUCUUGAGUGCUGCAAGACACAGAAGUCAUAUGACUGUACACGCCAUGCACUCUUUUUGUAGAACAGUAAAUUUAUUAAAAAAAACUAAAUGCUCACCUGUGACCUAUUAUAGAUCUUGCUGACUUUGAAGAUGGAGAUGCUGGUUCCAUACUAGAAGCAGGGCUAAAUAAAAAGGCAAGUGUACCUUUAGCAAUUUCUGUGCUGUCAAAUGUAUUAUUCUUUCAAAGGUAUAAUCCAUACCUGCAGAUUUUGUAAGUAGCACUAGAGAGCACUGUAACUUUAAGGGAAAAGAAACAAGGGUUUUCUUUAGUAUUCCCGCCGUUUCAAAUUUCCCACUCUGUGCCUUUAAGGAAGCGCGCCUGCGCUGAUUGGCCGCAACUCUGCCAUUUGGGAAAAGGGCAAAAAGUCUUGAAAUCCGGCCUCGUCUAGUGCGCAUGCACCGGUGUCUUACCAGAGUGCUGAUCGUCUGGAUGUUCCGUCCUGGAAAACCCAGGCUCCAGAUGCCAGGGGAACUUACUGGUUAGAGAGAUCUCCCUUAUAGAGUAGCGAUGUCAAAGUGUCAAGUAGGCAGGGCAACUUCUACCUGGGCUGCUCUCUAACCACUUUCCACAUCUAAUUGCCAUAGUGCAUUGCACUUUAAUUCUUUCUAUUCAAUUAUCUUGAAUGUGUAUCAACACAUCUAGUUUACUUGUGUCUAUCGCUGAUGUUAACAAGUGGGUUGGUAAAAUUGCACUAUGGGCCACUAAAUAGAUUUCCCCCUAGGGUGUACAUGUGUGACUGUGUCAAGGUGCUUGUAUGUGCGUGCAUGACAGGGGGAGGGGCAGUAUUUAAAUCUUGGGCCGGCCCUGUGUGGAGCCGCAAACAUAUAAAAAGUUGGAACUGCUUAUUAAACUUUUUGCAUCCCAUUACUGACACUAGUGUUCCUUUUAAUGAGCCUUCCUAUCAUUAAUGUGCUAUACAAAUUUCUGUUCACACUUAUUCUGUAAUUUGCUGCCUGCCAGCUUUGUCUUGCUUAUUCAUAAUACAUACAGUAUGUAUUUUUCUUUUUUCUCUUGUGAAAAUAAAAAAUCUGUAUAAAAUAAAUGGCUCCUAAAAGUGGUUCCCAAACUAGUCCCUAAUCCUUAAAUCCUGGACUGUUAGUGGUUCCUUGAGGAGUGGUUUGGGAACCACUGGCUUAUGCCAAUGCUGGUGGACCCAACAAUGUUUUAAACCCACUAUUGUGGGGUUUGGAGACAGUACUCAUUCAAGAUGAGCGUGUCUGAUUCAACCUCUGCGCUUUAUGCCUAAUUAUAGACUGUAAAAGUGUCUCAAAUGGCUACAGAUUCAUCAGUUAAUACCUUGCAGAAAAACUAUGCAGCAUUAACCUCAUAUGUGGUUACAUUGUAAGACAGAACCAGAGUCCACAAUAUCCUGAUUAGAGUGGUACCUGAGAGCAUUCUCAAUGAAGACUGCCUACACUAUCUCUGCUGCUGGUUUUUUAAAAUGUAUUUUUUUUAUUUCUUCAUGCUUUUACCGCCCAAAUAGGCUAAGCUACUUUUGCUGGAAAGUUGUUUCAGGAUGACCAAAAGGCCAAGGGCACCUCGGGAGGCUUUCAGAGAUGUACUUGCUAUAUUCCUGAAAGACUCUGAGAGGGCAAUGCUAAUGAGUGCCACUUUAUUUAAAGGGUCACAACUCCCCUUCUUCAGGGACUUAUCUAGACAGUCAUGUGACGACAGUCCAUCCGUUUGCUUACUAGGGAUCCCAGGGGCUGCUGAUAGAAUGGUAAAAUAUACAACUCCUCUCAAACCAACAGCACAUGGAGAGACAAAAUAGUAUAAGAACAGCCAGGUGCAAACCAUAUAAACACUCCCUCAAGUGCUUUAAAUAUUCAAAUGUAUAUAGAAUAUAGAAUGCACACUAUAACAAUCUCAAAAAAACUUAGCUUUAUUAUGUACAAAAAAGUACCAGAGUGAAAACAUAUAAGAAAAGAUAAACAAAGUGACAGAAGCAAGGGCAAACACAAUAAAACAAUAAUAAAUUACCACAAAAAUUCUUACAAACCUUAAGACAGAAACAUGAGUCACCAAACCCCCCAAUGUUUCGGCACCAACUGGCUGCCUUUAUCAAGGGUACCUGAUUGUUAUAGUGUGCAAAAUAUACAACUCCUACCUUUUAUUCAUGGAUUGGGACUUUCGGCGGACCUGCUUUUGCCAUGUGAUCACCAAUGGAAUAUCUGCUCUAAUGUGCACGUUGUACCAGGUUCCAGCAUGUCCACGCCAGAGAAGCUUCGUUCGUGAUACGGUUUAGCACUGUUCUGUAUACUUGUAUCACCGCCUGGUUCUGAAAGCUACACUCUCUCCUUGAUUCUACAAACUCUACCAUAAGUGCGAUAUGACAAUUUUACCUUUCUUCUAGGCCAGUGAUGGAUAACCUUGACACCAAUAAUUGUUUCUGGACUACAUUUCCCAUGAUGCUCAGUUAGCUUUUAGACUCUAAAAGCUGGCUGAGCAUCAUGGGAAAUGUAGUCCAGAAAUCAUUUAUGGUGGCAAGGUUAGCCAUUACUGUUCUAGGCACAACAUUCUGGCUGACCUCUUAUUUCUUCUGUUUAUUUCCACAACUUAACAUAAGUUUAGGCCUGCUAUAUUCUGUAUACUUAAAUGGCUAUUUUCAAUUUCUUUGCCGUUCUGUUAUGCAGCCAUUAUUUCUUGUUUCAAAAAUUGUGGUUUCUACAGCAAUUUUUUUUUAAUUUUUUUACCUUUUGAAACACUAUUGCACUCAAGUACCAAGUUCUUAAUCUUUAAGUUCACCACGCCCCUUAUUCUUUUCCCUUAGUUGGCUUGGGCAAGCUUCCCACAAGUUCUGUGUUUCGGAUGGACAUGGUGAUGUAAUGAUGGGGUCACUGAUGCGUUUUGCCCACUAGUAGAGCUUUGUCAAACCGAUGACCUGCUCCUCCUUUGUAUCUAUUUAUAUACAACAAUGUACUUGUAGCGGAGAGCUAGUGAUAGCAGGGCUUCUUCUCCGCUGGUUACUCUAGCAGCUACUCGGGAACAAACAGGAUGAUUCAAAAAGGCAGGCAUAAGCAUAAUAUAAUCCAUGAAUAUCCCAUCACCCUUCCCAGUAACUGGACGACACUCAGUAUUAGGAGCAGAACUGCACCUCUAAUGGCCAGGCUGGCCUUUUAUGCAGGUUUUUCCCAAAAGGCCAUCACCCAGGUGGACCUUGCUGGGCACAGGUAAAAACAGAAAACAACCAAUAAACACGGAGUCAGGUAAAAAGUCACUCCCAUACAUUUCACACAAUCCCUCCCCUCUGCUUAGGAGAUAAUUGAGUUAAUUACUGUACUGUUUUAAAUAAGAGCCAGCACAGAGUCUCAGCAAAAACAUAUAUACAUUUGAGACUUCCUUUUGUUCAAAGAGUGAGUCUGGUAGCAAAAUAGUACUGGCCCUUCUACCUUACGUCAUGCAAGUGACAUAGUAAAAGAUGAAUAAAAGUAAUUUAAAAGCAUUGCAAAUAUGUCUUCCUGAGCUAAGCACCUAACCCUGCAUUCAAUGUAUUAGAGGGAGAAUUCUUCUGACGGAAUCAGAGAAUUAAUACUGGGAGCAGAGGAAGAAUGCAGAGCAUAGAGCUAAAUCAUCAAUCCUUUUUUAUUGUUGAAUUGACCAAUGGCCACCACUGUCGGGUGAUUGCUCUUGAAAAUAAACUUUGAUGAAAGAGGCCUAUUGUGAAUCCAAUAUCAGUUUAUUUAGCAAUCAAGGUAUCUAAAACUGCACCUGCCUGCAUUGAUGUUGUUGCACACCUUGGCUUGACCUAUGAAUAUUUUGUUUAUCCCUCAGUUCAGUUUGUUUAGGCUUGACCAAUGAUGAAGGUGAAACUUGACUAGUGGUUGGGAGACUGAGCUUAUUGGGUUACAGAUUACUUGUAUUUGUGGUAGAUGCGCAAAUUGUGCUUGCUGGAGCCUUAAGUCUUGGGACGUGCCUGCAAAAAGUUCUUUGUCCACCUGAUUUCAAUGUAUUUAAUAUUAAACUGGACCAGACCUUACCCAUUACUAACACCCCCUAUGAGCCAGACAAAUAAUGUCUAGAAGACCCCAAGAGAUAUGUCCAUGCAUCCCUAUAGUAACAUACAUAAUGAAACCUGAUACAUAAAUACCUAGGACAAGGAACCCGUCUUAGAAAUUAGUAGUACAUAUUUUAAAUAUUUUUAAAAGUUUGUUCAAUAGGUAUGAUUCUUUCUGUUGUUUUCCUACAGUUUCCUUUUUAACAGUAAUGGCUCGGGCCUAAGUACCGUAUAUACUCGAGUAUAAGCCGACCCGAAUAUAAGCCGAGGCCCCUAAUUUUACCCCAAAAAACUGGGAAAACGUAUUGACUCGAGUAUAAGCCUAGGGUGGGAAAUGCAGCAGCUACUGGUAAAUUUCUAAAUAAAAUUAGAUUCUAAAUAAAAUUAUAUUAAUUGAAUAUUUAUUUACAGUGUGUGUAUAUGAUGAAUGCAGUGUGUGUGUAUGAGUGCGCAGUGUGUGUAUAAAUGCAGUGUGUGUGUAUGAGUGCAGUGUGUGUGUAUGAGUGCAGUGUGUGUGUAUGAGUGCAGUGUGUGUGUAUGAGUGCAGUGUGUGUGUGAUGCAGUGUGUGUGUGAUGCAGUGUGUGUUUGUGUUGCAGAGCCUUGGUGGGGGGGUGGGCAUUUUUAUAAAAAAUAAAUAAAUUAUUAUUUUAAUUUUUUUUGUUAUAUUAUUAUUUUUUAAAUUAUUUUUUAUUAUUAUUAUUUUUAUUAUUAUUUAUAUAUUAUUAAUGUAUUUAUUUUUUGUCCCCCCUCCCUGCUUGAUACAUGGCAGGGAGGGGGGCUCUCCUUCCCUGGUGGUCCAGUGGCAUUGGCAGUUCAGUGGGAGGAGGAGGGGGGCUGGCAGAGCUGUUACUUACCUCUCCUGCAGCUCCUGUCAGCUCCCUCCUCCUCCGCGCCGGUCCGUGCAGCACCUCUGUCAGUUCACACUGUAACUCUCGCGAGAGCCGCACUAUGACCCCGCGGCUCUCGUGAGACUUACACUGGGAGCUGACCGAGGUGCUGCACGGACCGGCGCGGAGGAGGAGAGAGAGGAGAGAGCUGACAGGAGCUGCAGCAGGGGUAAGUAACAGCUCUGCCAGCCCCCAGUCUGUAUUAUGGCAAUGUAAAUUGCCAUAAUACAGACUGACUCGAGUAUAAGCCGAGUUGGGGUUUUUCAGCACAAAAAAUGUGCCGAAAAACUCGGCUUAUACUCGAGUAUAUACGGUAGCUCCAAAGGUAUCCCGCAAGAACACACGAUCAUACAUCUACGCAAUGUUCUUUAGUAAGAUGUAGAGUAGACGCUUCUGGUUACCUCUAAGGGCCCUACACCGAUCCUGGCCGUUUCUACCUCAUGACUGUACAAAGUACAAUGUUAAUUUGACGGUUUUUUAAUGACGUAUGUAUCCCUCGUUGGGGCGCUUUCUACUUUAGAUAUGUAAUUGGCCAUGUACCGUUACCUUCCCUACUGUUCAUCCAUUGGGUGCGCCUGUACUUCCAGCAAGCAUGCAUUGUUUGGGCACGAUUAUAUGUUAAGUAGUGGGGACAUACUGUCUUAUCCUGUCGCUGAUAUGUCAAACACAAAUAAAGAAUAAAAAAAUUAAAAAAAAACAGUAAUGGCUCAUGUGUGUUGGAUCAAAUGUUUGUUUCUUGGGAAGCAGGUUUGAUAUUUCUCUUGUCCCUAGAAUGGAGACAUUUAUGAUUUUUGGAAUUGGUUACUGAACUGUAAUUGUUUAUUGUAUUGUAGGAAACACAGGAGGCGGAUGACAGCUGCUCUCUUCGGGAUGUGUCUGAGGGCCAAAUUGGAAAGCUAGUUGUACGCAAAUCUGGCAAGAUACAGCUUGUAUUGGGCAAGGUCACCCUUGAUGUCACAAUGGGGACAACCUGUUCUUUUCUGCAGGUAAGUUAAUUCUCUCUUUUAGACUAGGUUUGUCUUUUCUAUCACUUUACUCCUGUCUGGAAACUUUAUCUGUGUCAUUCUCUUUCACCAUGCAUUUGGCCCUUUAAUGCAUUCCUUGUUAUUAGCAAACAAACAAAAGUGUAGCACAAGAAAAUAACACUAGAAGUCAAAUACCUGCCCUUUGGUGGGUCCCAGCUCAGUUCUCAAAUUAGUUUUAGCUCACUCUGAGAUUACCUGAACCACUUUGUUAUUAAAUUGAUAUGCUCCCUCAAAUGAUACACUGCAUCCCCAGAUGAUUGUUUCAGGAUAAUGAUUACAGUAGUAAAUCAUUAGUUACAGUUUAUUUUAUUUUGUUAUGGCAAAUUGUAGCUGUAGUUUUGUGACCAGGGUUCUGCAUAAUAAAUAUGAUUUUUCAACAAUGCUGACUCAUAAGUUCUUGAAAUAAUACGUAAAUCCAUAAAAUACGGUCUUGUGUAGCUUCCAUUGUUUCUAUUAUAGUGAAGCUGACAUUGUGAUAUAUUAGUGCUAGUUAAUAGACAAAACUUUUUUCUUUUUUGACAUAAGAUUAGUAGUGUUUUAGUGAAGACAAUGCCAACCAUCUUUUCCAUUUAUAAAUCACGUUUUAUAAGAUUUGUUCAUGAAAAUGUUUUCCAGCCUACUCUGCUUGAGAAGAUUUCUGUAUUCUUGCAUGACUUAGAUAUAUGUUACAUCUGUUUUUUUCCCUCUGGCAGGAGCUGGUGUCAGUUAGUGUGGGUGAAGCUCGAAGUGGAGAGAUGAUGGUUUUGGGCCAUGUUCAGCACAAGCUUGUAUGUUCCCCAGACUUUGCGUCUUUACUAGAAGGAAGGCAUCGUUGAGUCCUUACUUUUCACCACAGUGAUGGAUUAUGUCUGUCUGUUGCUCCAGUUAUAUCAGAAGCACUGCUACAUUACUUUUAUUAGCAUGGCCUCUGGGCCUGUACAAUUGUUUACUUUGGCAUAGCAUGUGACUUAUGAUUCUGUGUGUGGAAGAGGCUGAUUCAUCUGUGUAAUUAGACUCUUGUUGACACGUGCUGCUCCUUAUCUUCUAGCAUGUACUACUGGACUUUUCACUAUGAUCUAAAUCACACUUUGUAUAAUUGUAAAUACUGGAUAUGAAAUACAGAAAUAAUAAUUUAAGCAGAGUCCCACGUCUUAAAGCUGAAAAUGUUACCAUAUAAUAUUUAAAUUUAACCAAUGUAAUAAUUAACUAUAAUAUGUAUGUCAAAUUUAUAUUAUGUUGACUGUUCACCAGGUUCCUGUUGAAGAAACCAAGUCAAGAUAUAUUUUAUUUUUUAAUUGGAUAACAACCUAUUCUGUAAAGCUGUACAAUUUAAGUAUUAGUUAAUUGACACCUAUCGUUUAAGUCAUAUUUCUAUAUACCAAUAAAGGAGGAGUUGGAGAUACUUCAAGUGAGUUUACAGUAAAGGUCAUCAUCUACUUAUAAAAGUAUGUGUGUAGAAUAUAUAUGGUUAGAUGAACACUCCAAGCCCCAUAACCACAGCAUGGGGCCAUCCCAACGUAAUUAGUCUUGCCAUUUAAGAUUGAGUGCUGCUGGACACCUGUUGCAGCCUCCAAUGGUGCCUUUAGGUCCGCUAAGCUAAGCUCUACAGUGCAGGGCUGGCUCAUUGCCUGAGGCUAUAGUCGUCAUGAUGCUUGGAGUAUUCCUUCCACCUGCAACAAAAAUUAAAAAGAGAUUUACUCAGUCAAAUGUUGAGCACACAGUGAAUUAACAAGCAAGUUUCAAGACUGUAAUCUAAAAUGAAGAAAAUUGUUAGAGGAUUUUCCAGCUCUGCUUUUCUGGUGUUGGGUACCUUACCACAACUUUAUUUUGUGAAAAAGCCCUAAAUACCUCAUUAGCAAAAUCCAGAAAUAAUAAUGUUACACAUAACGUAUUUUCAUAUAAAACAAAAAGUAUAUAGGAUUUUAAGAUUCCUCUGCGUGUUUUUUUUUUGUUUUUAUGAUAAACUACCUUUCUCAAAAGUGUGUAAUAUACUUUACUUUCAAACCGUGCAUGACAUAUGGUUUUUAUUUUUAUGUAAUAACCUUUAUGUAUGUUCCACUAAUUUCAAGUCCUGGAUAACUGAUGUAAAAAGAGUUGUUUUUCCAUUUGAUUUAUUUUUAUUGCUUGAAUUUGCCGCUAGUUUGCCAGGCAUAUGAGCCAAAUGCAU
This is a messenger RNA of Pelobates cultripes (western spadefoot toad), 19976 nucleotides long. The record is from the annotation of a GenBank genome assembly. NCBI's taxonomy places the organism in Eukaryota, Metazoa, Chordata, Amphibia, Anura, Pelobatidae.